AACAAAACACUUUUUGUUCAGUGGGUCACCUAAUUGAGCAUCUGUUGAUAUUCCCAGGACGAGUGUGUGGCCUAAAAAUAUUGAUUAAAUACUAUUUUGGAAGACCAUAUUAGUUUCAGCUCCGACAUAGGUGGUCGCAGACACAGGUAGAUCGCAGGUAGUAUGUGAAGGUGGAUCAGCUAUUCCGAGCAGCAAAGAUGAAUCCCUUCAACCUGAUCAUCAUCAUCUCGUUGAUAAUAACGGCGAUAUACUUCUCGAGCAUUAUAUCCUUCAUCAAAGAUCGAGAUGAAAGCGGCAAUUGCGAGAUGACUUAUAUGUUUGAGUAUCCACAGUUUGUGAGGGUUUCAACCAAAUUUGAUGAGAAAUACAAGAAGUAUGGAUUGUAUGCAUACAGUGAAGGAGGCGCCACAGAGAAGGCCCGAAACAUGCAGUUCAAUGGAAUUCCCAUACUGUUCAUACCUGGCAGUAUGGGCUCACAUAAGCAAGUUCGUUCUCUGGGUUCCAUUUCAUUGAGGAAAGCAAUCAAUUCAAGGACCCCUCAACAUUUCGAUUACUUCACAGUUGAUUUGAAUUAUGAAUUGAGCGCUUUCAAUGGGGCACUAUUGAGUGAGCAGCUGGAUUAUGUUAACCAUUCUAUUUACAAGGUGUUGGAUCUAUACACCAGGCAAAGGAAUCCUCAAAAGCAAAUUAUUCUAAUUGGACAUUCAAUGGGAGGAAUAAUAGCUAAAGCUAUCAUCUCUUUGCUGCCUGAAGGCAGCAACAUGAUUCCAAUUGUACUAGCUCUUGCAGCUCCUCUAAAGAGACCUGCUUUGGACAUUGAUAGAUACACACAUGCUUUCUACGCAAAUGUGAAUCAAAACUAUAAACCGAAACCUGAAACAACCUUUAUUAGCGUGGCUGGUGGUUACAACGACGUUUUAAUAAAUACGCAUCUGACUGAGGAUGGACACCUUCAUACAGUGGCGACUGGCGUUCCACGUUCUUGGGUAUCCACCGACCACGUUCAAAUCGUGUGGUGCAAGCAACUGGUGAUGGCAAUAAAUCGCGCUCUCUUCGAAUCCAUCGAUGCUAAAACGAAGAAGAUCUCGCGAGAUCACGAUACGCGUCUGGCCAUAUUCAAACAUCAUUUAGUGAAGAAUAGCGGUACUAAAGUUUACGUGGAAAACAGUUUCGAAUUGGCAACCAAUUUGAAUUCGCACGGGGAAUGGUUCGAGAGUAUUUACAAGCAGUACUCUGUGAGGCUGCCUAAAGGCACUAAAGAUCCUAGGUAUUACAUGAUACCUAUGCCAGCGCAGAAGCAAUUCAAGGAUUUGGCUAUUGUUAUUAUGAAUAUGGAAUCUCCUGAUUGGGUUUUCGCGUGUCCCGAAGUCGUUGUUGAUGGUCACAAACGUUACUGUCAGGAGGGAAGACACUUGACUCAUUUAUCAGAGAUUUCGCCUUCUUUGGCUUACAAACGCAGGACGUUGAGGGUCGAUAUGAAGGAGUUGAAGGAGAAUUACACGGCGAUGACGCACACUGUUGUUAGAAUUAUGCCAACAGAUGAACCGGUUGUGCUGCACGUCGAUGUUUACAACCCGGGCGAGAGGAACAUUUUCUUGAACUACGCUCCGAAAUGGUAUAGCAACGAUAUUGUGACCAUCGUGGGCACAACUGAAGACAAAGCUAUCCACUACGAAAUCCUUUUACCUUACUUCUCGCAUAUAAUCCACUCGAACAUUCUCUACGUGGAUCCUCUUGAAUGCACCGGACAAGCUCAUCACGCCACGAUUAGUUUAGUUGUGCCUUGGGAUAACUACGAUUGGCACGAUUUCGUAACCCAAAACAAGAGAGACCCAAUACCUCUGCGACUGUUCAAUUCCAAACCUCCGACCAUACCAGGAAACCAGAGCGCUUCAGUACGUUUAACUUUAGAUCCCACUUGUCGCUACAAAAUAAGGAUACAAAGUGGAUAUCAUUUUGCUAAUAUGGUUAGAUUUUAUUCGCCGCAUAUCGUUGCGAACAUGGUAGCUGUGGUUUUGAUGACUCUGAAGAACCAGCUCUUGAAUAUAGCCAUGGAAGAGAAAUGUUCCAUAUUCUUUUCGGCCAUAAAAGAAGCAGCGAAACCCUAUUUCUUGGUGACUGGAUUAAGAGUGUUGACUAAACUGCUUGCUCCUUUGGGUCACGCCAAUCUCAUACCGAUUCCCGAUUGGCAAAUACUUGCGGACGAAGGAUUGGAUUUCUUUAUCCUUCCGUUCUUCCUUUACACGAUCAGCGUAGGUUUGGUUUGGUUAUUAGCAGUCGCCCUAUCCGUUAGUUUGGUUUGCUACGAAUCUAGCAUUCAUAGAGGCGUUUUGAAAUUAUGCGGAAAGAUUUUAUCAGGGAAUUCUACGUUGCACGAUAAUUUAUUAAGCGUCCUCCACAAAAUCCCAGGGCCAAUUGCAAUUAUUUUAAUAGUGAUGAGCGUUACGACUUGCGGAGGAUUAGCUCUGGUCAUCGCGACUGUAAUAUAUUUCUUGAAGUUGACGCAAAUGUCGCAAGAUUUCAUCGAGGAUUUGGUGAAGCGGUUCUUCAAGAAGAUUGGCGGUAAAUUAACGGAUAAGCUUAUGAAGAAGAUUAAGAAGCGUUGGGGUAAGAAGACUGAAGCGCCGACUGCGAACGAAGCUGUUGAGGAUAAAAACGUAAAGACUGAUGAUGUGGCAAACGGUGAGGCUGAGAAGCCUAAAUCGAAAGGAGAGUCGAGCAGUUCUGGAAAGAACAAGAGCGGCGGUAAGAAGACUAAAGGUAAGGAGAAGAAGCCGGUGAAUCCUCCGGUCGAAGAACCAGAAACUCCCGGUGAUGAUGAGGCAACGGCUGCGAGCAUUUUGAAGCAGAUGGAUUUGAAGAUCCUUAAAGAGAUCGCGCAGAAUAACGAGAUAUUCUUCCAUUUCACCAUAUUCUUGCUCUACUUGUUCGUUACCAUCUUGAACAUUCCAUCUCUCCUGACCUGGGCUCACAACUUCAAAUACAGCAAAUAUUUGGAAUCCGAUCCGGCUUUAACACCGGCUUUUGUACUGUGCACUUGCGCUUUUGCGUUGUGGCAGUACGAUUUCCCUCGCGUAAAGAAACAGUUCUACAACGAACUCAGCGUGAUGAUGAUCAUCACCUGCGUCGUCACGAUGAUGUACGGAAUCAUCUCGAUUUAUCGUCUGUCCUUCAUCAUCUCCGGCGUCGUGGCCGUGAUCACCGUGCACCAGCUGUAUGCAAUCGAUAAGCCUGAAACCAGCUCCGGCGAAGACGAUGGUAAAGAUGACGACGAUAAGAACACUUACGAGAAGAAGGUUAAAGCUAAAUGGGAGUAAACACGCAUUGGCUCGUAUAAACAGAAAAAAAUAGUUUAUAAUAAUUUUAUAGAUGUAUGGCUUUCAACAGUAGCUCAAUAGAUGUUGCAUGCGCGUGCGAUUUACAGAAUGUGCAGUAAAUUGCAUCGAAUGUACCUUAAAAAAAACAAUGAGGACUAAAACUUCUUUAUUACUUUUUCUUUUCUGUUUUGUUUAUUGAAGUAUAAGGCGACUAGUGUUUUAACUGUUUGUUUUCGUAUUAUACAUGUUCUGUGAUAAUAUUUUCAAUUUGUUUAUUUAAUUUUUUUUAAAUAAAUGGACUGUUUAUGUGUUAAUUUAA
Molecule: messenger RNA, 3636 nt
Organism: Nicrophorus vespilloides
Lineage: Eukaryota; Metazoa; Arthropoda; Insecta; Coleoptera; Silphidae
Product: GPI inositol-deacylase
Exons: 12
Coding region: 198-3317 (1039 amino acids)
Biological process (GO): endoplasmic reticulum to Golgi vesicle-mediated transport; GPI anchor metabolic process
Cellular component (GO): endoplasmic reticulum
Molecular function (GO): phosphatidylinositol deacylase activity
Source: RefSeq, a predicted model, not a curated record